Messenger RNA from Letharia lupina, 2649 nucleotides. RefSeq lists its product as uncharacterized. Lineage: Eukaryota; Fungi; Ascomycota; Lecanoromycetes; Lecanorales; Parmeliaceae. Bases 1 to 2649 code for a protein of 882 amino acids. The record is from RefSeq and is a predicted model, not a curated record. The transcript has a single exon.
AUGGCUCAACAGCCUGCCGCGAAUGAGAGCAUACCGCUCUUAGCUUCUGAUCCACUGUACCCUACCAUGGAGCAGCAGGUCGAGGGACGCAAAUUUCACACAAAUUCCAUUUCACCAGGGUCAAACACCACCAUCCAGCCCAGUAUCGAGGGUGCUCACCUCUCGUCUUCUACUUUAUCACGCUCGAGUAUCAGAAUGCAGCUUGAUCACGAAGACGAGAGUACGCCACUCUUGCUCUCUGCAUCACAGCACUCCACUAUGGAGCAGCAGCAGGAGGGACGCGGGCCCAAUCCUCGCGCAACAUUCAACUCACCACGCGUCGAGGAUGAGAACACGAAGCCUUUCUUUUCUAGCCCAAUCCAUACAGACAUAGAGCAGCAACGCGAGCACAGUCCAUUCUCACUUUCCACUUCAGGGGAACUCAGUCCCGAUACUCAGCACAACGUCGGAGACGAUACUGCUUCUAACACCUUCGCGCAGCAGGCCGAGAUACAGCAGCACCGUUCUUUCUCGCUUUCCGACCCAACGCAAUCUACUAUCAUGCUUCGUCGAAGUGCCCAUGCAGAGUCUGCAUCCGCAGGUCGCAGUUCCGACGAGACUAUGCAAAAUGUGAAUCCAAAACGCGUCAAACAUCUCAUCAGUAUUCUGGGCUUCGACGAUCAACUUUCCGAGAUGCUCUAUAGGCUCGUCAUUGCAACAGCCCCAUUCCACAACACCGAAUCACUACUCACGCCACCAGCGCCUGAAGAGAGCAACCCAAAAGCCGAGGCUCUUCGUGAGGCACUCGGCAACCUCAUGUUUGCACCAGAGUCAGCCAGCCCCACCGGAUCUCCCACAGCUACGACUGCGGAAGAAGGUUCCAUAGCCGGCAAUAGCACUGACAAUCCCACCGGAGAGCUUCUCUUCGAUGCCAACGCAGCUGAAAACCUUGGGUCAUGUCCACUUGAACCAUGCUCCGACCCACCUCCGAUGCUUUGGUCCACCGCAGCAGCUGAAGAAUCACUUGACCCCAACGCCAAGGAUCCAACAUAUUUUACCGUUGCUGAGUUCAUCAACACCAUCGUCGAGAAUAACAUCCAAGUUGAGUCGGUCACCGAACAAGACUGGUGGAUCGAGGAGGUACGCGUGGCCAUCCUGAACCGCUUGAAGCAUGAUGCCUCCGAAGAAGAUCUCGCGGCUGAAGAAGACUCGAACGAAGUAGUGAUGACUAAAGAAGAAGCAACCGAACAAGUCAAGGCCACAGCCAAAGAAGAUACUUCCAAAUCAGAUCUGCAGAGAUGGAAGGAACAGGGUCCGGAAAAUUGGCUAAAGAGGGAUGACGGGACAGACAUGAGCGAAGAACAGAUCGACGAGGAGUGUGCCCGAUGGGACGCAAUGGUCAGGAAUGCGAGGAAGGAGAAAGAGGCAGAAGAGGCAGCGCCUUCGCUUGGCAAAGAUCUCGAUCUGAAAGAUAAAGGUUUCUGGGAAUUCGUGCGAUCAAGCAAGCAGAAGGAGCAAACCCAAGGAUCGAUCUCGACUCACGGCCAGGAUGAAAAGAUCUCGGUCUCGACGCAUGAUCAGGAUGAGGAGGCGAGUCAGAAGAAGAAUAAGAAGGGAAGCAGAAAGAACAAGAACAAGAACAGGAAGGCGAAGAAAAACGCCUUGAAGGGAGGAGAUCCAGAGGACGUGUCUGAGGAAGUGCGUGACAUGGGAACCUUUUCUAGAUUCAUGGAUUUGCCAACACAAGUGAGGAAUAAGGUGCUAGGCUUCGUGCUUGUGGUCCACCAGGAGCUCGUUCCUUACCACUACGUCAACGGCAAAGUCGUGAAGAAUGUCGGAUUGAGGAAGAAGCCGGAGCUGAACAUCCUGCUGGCGCUGUGCUCGUCCAAGGAUAAGGCGGUCAAGAAAUGCCUGGAUGAUGCGAAGAACAUCUUAUACCGUGACAACACCUUCUCAAUCCGCAAGCCGAAUGACUUAAUUCUGUUCCUGGGUAUGAUCGGAGGCGAUAACGUUGCGAGGAUGAAGAUGGGCAAGAACCUGCUGUUGACGGAUGCAUUUUUCGACAAGAAACGUCGGUAUGAGCUGGAAAUGAAGUGGCUCGCACGUUGGGGCAAAGACUUGCUGUUUGCCAUGAAAGGGCACAACAUCUACAGAUCAGACAUUGCAGCUGAGAACUCGGAGGACGACCUUACCUGCGAGCCAACGGAUAUCGAAAAAGCACUCAAGAGCAUGGUCGAAGUAAUGAAGGAUGAAGGAAAGAUGUACGAGACGUUGAAGGGGAUUGAUGAUGGUAGCGGUAGCAGUCCUGUGCGUCUCCAGAGCCUAGACCUCGGCGAGAAAUUCGAUUCGUUGGCAGAACAGAUCGAGACUAUGGGUUUGGCCGUUGGCGAUGGCAUGGUCACGAAGUCCGAAACUACUAAGACACCUGAGACCGACGCACCAGACGAGGCUGUGGAGUCUAUGAGUGAGAAAUGGAAGCGGAAGGCGCGAGAGGCUGGGGAGAAAGUCAAGGACGAAGGCGACGCGAACCGAUACGGCGAAUACUUCCUUAAGGUGGUCACAAGUCUUGACGAAGGAGACGAGGACGACAUUCUCAGCCAAGAUUCCGGAUUCUACACUCCAUCGGUCUAUAGUGAGCGCGGUAAGAACCCCACCUCCACUGCAAAGUAG